AUGGCGCCCGUCAUGUGCUGCGGCUGCCCCGGCUGCAGCAGCGCCUCACAAAGGGAGCGGCGCGCCGAGUGGUAUGACAAGUACUUUGCGCAGGCCAUGCACACCACCAUGGGCACAUACGAGGCCGCCAUUGCGCCCGUCAAGGAGGAGCUCUUCCAGCGCCUGCUGGGGCCGGCGCCCGGCUGUGGCGGCAGCAGCGGUGGCAGCAGCGGUGGCAGCAGCGCCAGCGGCGACGGCGGCGGCAGCAGUGGUGGCAGCGGCGGCGGCCGGGGGCUCCGUCUGCUUGAGAUCGGCAUAGGCACAGGCCCAAACCUCUCAUACAUGGCGCGGGCCCUCGGCCCCGACGGCCUGCCAGCCCUGCACAUCACCGGCCUCGACCCCAACCCUCAAAUGCAGCCCUUCUGCCGCGAGUCGGCCGCGGCGGCGGGGCUGGGCCCGGGGCAGCUCGAGUUGGUCGAGGGCAGCGCAGAGGCGAUGCCGUUUGAGGACGGCGCAUUUGAUGCGGCAGUGAUCACUCUGGUGCUGUGCUCCGUCCCGUCGCCCGCCGCGGCGCUGUCUGAGGUUCGCCGCGUCGUCGCGCCCGGCGGGCGGCUGGCGCUGAUCGAGCACGUCGCGGCGCCACCGUCGAAGCCGCUGCUGGCGCUGGGGCAGCGCGUGUUCGACCCGCUGCAGGGCCUCGUGGCGGACGGGUGCCACCUCACGCGCGACACCGGGCGUGCGCUGCGCGAGGGCGGCUUCGACGCGUCUGGCGUGAGGAGCUUCGAGGUCCCGGGGCUGUCGAUCCUGGCGCCACACAUCGCCGGCAUCGUGCAGCUGUGA
Molecule: messenger RNA, 819 nt
Organism: Monoraphidium neglectum
Lineage: Eukaryota; Viridiplantae; Chlorophyta; Chlorophyceae; Sphaeropleales; Selenastraceae
Product: Methyltransferase-like protein 7B
Exons: 5
Coding region: 1-819 (272 amino acids)
Molecular function (GO): S-adenosylmethionine-dependent methyltransferase activity
Source: RefSeq, a predicted model, not a curated record